Molecule: messenger RNA, 409 nt
Organism: Phalaenopsis equestris
Lineage: Eukaryota; Viridiplantae; Streptophyta; Magnoliopsida; Asparagales; Orchidaceae
Product: yae1 domain-containing protein 1-like
Exons: 3
Coding region: 121-396 (91 amino acids)
Source: RefSeq, a predicted model, not a curated record
GUCCAAUCCGAUUUUCCGCUUCGCUCAAAAGCAACGCCCUCGUUAGCGAUACGGUCGCCAUUCGAGCUAGCAGGGAAGGCAACGACGGGAUCGCAGGCUUGCGCUCCGCUCCUACCGGAAAUGAUUGAGCAAGAUUAUGAUUCAACCGACAUAUGGGAUGAAGAUGAUAUUUACCUCGUCGAUAAUAAGGAUUCAAGUGACUCAUCCAUCUUAAACAGGGAGUGGGAAAGGAGGCACAGCCAAUUUCAUACAAUGGGCUUUCGAGACGGCAUUACUGCAGGAAAAGAAGCUUCUGCUCAAGAGGGCUUCAAUCAUGGAUUCAUGCAAUCUGCAUCUGCUGGCUAUAGCUGGGGUUUGGUUCGUGGCAUUUCCAGGCAUGGAACAAGACUCGUAUGACUUUUUUUUUAAA